CGGACAUCCCCCAGCACAAAGUUGGCGGGAGCCUAUAAAAGUCAGUUACGGCGCUACCGCGAACACUUAGUGCCGGCCUCUAGCAGCUACCGCUGGACCCGCUCCAACUCCUGCUGUGCCCGCCCCGCCACACCACCAUGUCCCACCACUGGGGAUACGGCCCCGACAACGGACCUGAGCACUGGUACAAGGACUUUCCCAUUGCCAAGGGCAACCGCCAGUCCCCUAUUGAUAUAGACACCAAAGCAGCCCUUCAUGAUCCAGAGCUGAAGCCUUUGUGUGUUUCCUACGAGGGGGCGACAUCUAGGAGAAUCAUCAACAAUGGUCAUGCUUUUAACGUGGAGUUUGAUGACUCCCAGGACAAAGCAGUGCUGAAGGGAGGACCCCUCACUGACACCUACAGACUGGUUCAGUUCCACUUUCACUGGGGUUCAUCUGAUGGGCAUGGCUCUGAGCACACUGUGGAUAAAAAGAAGUAUGCUGCAGAGCUUCACUUGGUUCAUUGGAAUACCACGUAUGGGGAUUUCGGAAAAGCUGUGAAACAACCUGAUGGACUGGCUGUUUUGGGUGUUUUUUUGAAGAUUGGUGAUGCCAAACCAGGCCUACAGAAGGUCAUAGAUGCACUGGGUUCCAUUAAAACAAAGGGUAAGAGUGCCACCUUCGCUGGCUUUGACCCUCAAGGGCUCCUUCCUGCGAGUUUGGACUACUGGACCUAUUCAGGCUCCCUGACCACCCCUCCUCUCCUGGAGUGCGUGACCUGGAUUGUGCUUAGGGAGCCCAUCAGUGUGAGCAGUGAACAGAUGAUGAAGUUUCGUCAGCUUAACUUCAAUGGGGAGGGGGAAUCAGAAAAACCCAUGGUGGACAACUGGCGUCCAUCGCAGCCUCUGCAUGGCCGGCAGGUCAGGGCAUUCAUCAAAUGAGAUGCUCCCAGGGCCAGUGUCCAAUGGCAAGUCUUGGGGUUUCCCUGCAGCUAGGCACAAAUCUACUGAGUGAAUUGGACCCUGGUCUUUUGGUGUCUGGUUUUCUAUACCUUUCAUAUGUCACUUGAUAUGCUUACUAUUAAAGUGGGAAGAGCUAGACCAGAUAUCAUGCUUGAUAGAAUUGCUGUGACAGGUAAUUUGCUUACAGAUGUGGCCAUUUUGUAACAGAGAAUAUAAUUAAAGAGACAGAAAAAGGUACCUUGACUUUGCUCACAACAUGUGGAUGAUGAGCACUCACACUAAAAUUUCAUUUUUAAUAAACAGCAAAGUAGAUGGAGCUCAAAUCCAUAUCAUAAGAUAAAUUAAGCUGUGUGAUAUAAAUCAGGUAAAAUAUUCACAAUUCUGUGCAACAUAAACCAGACAAAAUAAAUGUUCCUGACUCCAGGUGUUGUAUGAAAGAGAUACUUUAAAAUUCUUAUAUAGUUAUAGCAAAGUUAUCUUAAAUAUGAAUUCUGUUGUAAUUUAGUGACUUUUAAAUUACAGAAAUAUAAAUGAGGUAUUAUCUGUAAAAAUUGUUAUAAUUAUAGUUGUGGUACAGAGCAUAUUUCUAUCCAGAUAAUAUACCCUAAAUUAAUAAAUGUAUUUUAGAUAUAUUCUCUAAUAAAAUAUGAAAUUUUCCUUUG
Phyllostomus hastatus (greater spear-nosed bat) is the source of this 1603-nucleotide messenger RNA. It is a transcript of the gene CA2, whose product is annotated as carbonic anhydrase 2. NCBI's taxonomy places the organism in Eukaryota, Metazoa, Chordata, Mammalia, Chiroptera, Phyllostomidae. Gene Ontology annotation, molecular function: zinc ion binding; carbonate dehydratase activity. Gene Ontology annotation, cellular component: cytoplasm. The coding region runs from base 138 to 920 and encodes 260 amino acids. The record is from RefSeq and is a predicted model, not a curated record. The transcript has 7 exons.